AUGCUGUCCGCGUCUACGCUCGUCCUGUUGGGCUGGCUGUGGGCGGCGGCCGGCGGCGCGAAGCUUGCGCCUCUGGAUGUGCCGCGCUGCUGCUCCGCCACCACGCGGAUGGAGCCGGAGGCCCUUCGCGCGACGAUGCUGAGCCGGGAGCGCGCCGCCGCCGCGUGCCGCCCGCCCGCAGCGGACGCACCCGCCUGGGCGCCGCUGGUGUACGCGCCCGCCCGGAACACAUUCCUGGAGCGGGGACGGCUGCCGCAGCACUGGCGCUUGGUGGACGCCGCUCUGCCCAACUGUGGCGAGCUGAGGGUGCUGCCCGAGCACGCCGCGCCGUACGCGCUGCUCGCCAACAACGCUUCGCUGCUGGUGCGCGGCACCGUGCACGCACUCCCGCCGAGUCGCUACUGCGCGGACGCGGGUGGCGCGCUCGUGUGCGAGGAGGACGUGCCUCGCGGGCCGAGCAAGUGCUGCGCCGAGAGCCACGGCUUCGACGGCGCCCACUGCGUGGAGGAGGCGGAGGGGGCGGCCGCGGCGUUGGAGGAGCUGCGCGCCCUGGCCAACGGCAGCGCGGCGGCGGUGGGCUUCGGGUGGCCCUCGUGCGCGGAGGGCUCGCGGUACGCGGUGGCGGGCGCGCUGAGCGGGGCGCGGCUGGAGGGCGGCGGCGCGCUGCGGCUGCGGGCGGCCGGCGGCUGGGCGCGGCUGGCGGGCGGCGCGCGGUGGUGCGCGGAGGCGGUGCGCGGCGAGGCGGGCGCGAGGGUGCUCGCGUGCGAGGGGGCGGCGCGCGCGGCGGCGGCCGGCGGGCCCGCGCACCACGCGCUCUACGGCGCGGGGCUGGCCGUGGGCGCGGCGUUCCUGGCCGCCACGCUGGCCGCGGGCUUCGCGCUGCCCGCCGCCCACCACGCGCUGCACUGGCGCUGCCAGACGCACUACGUGGCGGCGCUCAUGCUGGGCGACGUGCUGUUGGCCGCCACGCAGCUCGCAGGCGACCGGGUGCCACCGACCGUGUGCCGUAUUCUCGCCAUCUGUAUGCAUUUCCUGUUCCUGUCGGCUUUCUUCUGGCUCAACACCAUGUGCUUCAAUAUUUGGUGGACUUUCCGGGACUUCCGGCCGACGUCGCUGGAGCGCGGGCAGGAGGCGUGCCGGCUGCGCGUGUACCAGGUGUACGCGUGGGGCGCGCCGCUGCUGGUGGCGGGCGCGGGCGCGCUGCUCGACCGGCUGCCGGCGGCCGCGGCCGCAGGCUACCUGCGGCCGCGCUUCGCGGUGCGCCGCUGCUGGUUCUACGGCGACGCCGAGGUGCUCGUCUACUUCUUCGGGCCCGUGGGAGUGCUGCUCCUCGUCAACCUCGCCCUCUUUGUCUCCACCACGCGCCAGCUCACCUGCGGCCUCUGGCGCCGCGACGAGGUCAAGUCCACAUCCGAGAGGGCGGCCUUAGGGCGCGUGUGCGCCAAGCUGGUGGUGGUGAUGGGCGUGACGUGGGGCGCGGAUGUGAUCUCGUGGGCGGCGGGCGGCCCGGCCUACCUGUGGUACGCCACGGACCUGCUGAACGCGCUGCAGGGGCUGUUCAUCUUCCUGGUGGCCGGGUGCCAGCCGCACGCGUGGGCGGCCGCCAAGCGCGCCGCGGCCGCCCUGUGCGCGCGCCGCGGCCGCCACGCUCGCCACGCCGCGCACUCCUCCUCGCACCUGCCUUCCUGCGGCGAGUCCCUCACGCACACCACGGCCGCGCCCGCGCCCGCCUCCGCUCCCGCCGCCGCUUCUGCCACCGCCUCCGCCUCCGGCCCGGUCGCCCCCGCCGCCCCCGCCCCCGCCCGCCUUCCCAUGGAGACUGUGUGC
Messenger RNA from Iphiclides podalirius (scarce swallowtail), 1827 nucleotides. The record is from the annotation of a GenBank genome assembly. Lineage: Eukaryota; Metazoa; Arthropoda; Insecta; Lepidoptera; Papilionidae.